AUGGAAUAUCAGCAGAUCAUCAAGUCAUUCAGGUGCACCGACUCAGCAACCUUUGCAGACUGGAUCUGGAAAUGGGAGAACUUCCUGCUGAAGGCUGCACGGCAUCGAAUGCUUGAAGUAGCAGGCGGUCGUUGGCUAUUCGACAUCGCCCGCCUUAUGGCCAAACAUAACGGCAACUUCACUGAUAACUGCAGACAAGCCGCAGAAUCGCUUGUUCUAAAGACAAAAGAUUACAAUAAUGCUGUUGAGCAAGGAGUACAGCAGUUAUUGCAACUCAACGAUCUUAGCGAUCAUGCCAGACUACGAGAGGCAGCAAUAGCAAUUCAAGGGGCCCUGAUCCAUACCCCGCCCAACGCUACGGAUGCGAGCAAGGAAUGGUCAAUUGGAAGCGUAGCUGUCAAGUUACGGACCUGGGCCAGCUCAGCACUUCCAGCCCAACCAGAGAGACCCUCCGCCAGACGGGGAACGGCGUUCCAAGCUGAUACCAGAAAGAGUAAUCAGGGUGGAAGAGCAAGCCAAUCCAAAUCAGAUCGUAAAAGAGGGCGCUCAGAUAACCAGGAGGAUAGCAACAAGAGACAAGAACUGAGCUGUGAAGCUUGUGGCCAGCGACGACAUGAUUUUAGUUCCUGUUGGUCAGCUAUCCCGGAACUUCGUCCUGAAGGAGUACCUGCGAAUCACCGCCUAGAAGGUCUGGUGAGGAAAGUGUUGGCUGCCGAUCCGGAACUAAAAGCCAAAGUAGCUGAACUUCGGAAAGCAGCACAGAAAGACCAACAACAGCAGGAACAGGAAAAGAAAGAAGUUUCAUUCCAGUGA
This is a messenger RNA of Metarhizium guizhouense ARSEF 977, 813 nucleotides long. The record is from the annotation of a GenBank genome assembly. Lineage: Eukaryota; Fungi; Ascomycota; Sordariomycetes; Hypocreales; Clavicipitaceae.